This is a messenger RNA of Cavia porcellus (domestic guinea pig), 4000 nucleotides long. It is a transcript of the gene Nlgn3, whose product is annotated as neuroligin 3. The transcript is spliced from 8 exons. Gene Ontology annotation, molecular function: signaling receptor activity; neurexin family protein binding. Lineage: Eukaryota; Metazoa; Chordata; Mammalia; Rodentia; Caviidae. The record is from RefSeq and is a predicted model, not a curated record. Gene Ontology annotation, biological process: synaptic vesicle endocytosis; modulation of chemical synaptic transmission; postsynaptic membrane assembly. Gene Ontology annotation, cellular component: synapse; postsynaptic specialization membrane; plasma membrane. Bases 354 to 2894 code for a protein of 846 amino acids.
CCGUGUCUGGACACGCGCAGCGCGCCCCCUUGGUGCGCGGGCACAGCAGCCAGGCUGCCGGAGAGCUGAUAUCGGGAUUCGGUGCAGAGCCCUUGGCCUGGAGGCAAUAUGAGUGGUCCGAGGCCGGGUUCAGUGGCUUGCAGCGGUCGGGGAACAGGCCUGUCUGGCCCUGAGUCCCCUUUCUGAAGUGGUGGUGCUUGGACGACCUGCUCUCUACGUGGCUGGGCACUUGUAUGUGCCCAUUGAGAGCACAGUUUUGAGGUUCAAGUCAGUGUGACCAUGAAGGGGCUGCCUAUUGGGCUGAUGCUGUGACACUGGAGUCUGCCUUUCCUGCCAGUCCCCCCACCUGGAACAUGUGGCUGCGGCUUGGCCCACCCUCGAUGUCCCUGAGCCCCACACCCACAAUUGGCCGGAGCCUGUGCCUCACCCUGUGGUUCCUCAGUUUGGUGCUGAGGGCCAGUACCCAGGCCCCAGCACCCACAGUCAAUACUCACUUUGGGAAACUAAGAGGUGCCCGGGUACCAUUGCCUAGUGAGAUACUGGGGCCUGUGGACCAGUACCUAGGUGUACCCUACGCAGCUCCCCCAAUCGGCGAAAAACGUUUCCUGCCCCCUGAACCACCCCCAUCCUGGUCCGGCAUCCGGAACGCAACACACUUUCCCCCAGUGUGCCCCCAGAACAUCCACACAGCUGUGCCCGAAGUCAUGCUGCCAGUCUGGUUCACUGCCAACUUGGAUAUCGUUGCUACUUACAUCCAGGAGCCCAAUGAGGACUGCCUCUACCUGAAUGUCUAUGUGCCUACAGAGGAUGUAAAGCGGAUUUCCAAGGAAUGCGCCCGAAAGCCCAACAAGAAAAUUUGUAGGAAAGGAGGAUCCGGCGCUAAGAAACAGGGCGAGGACUUAGCGGAUAAUGACGGGGAUGAAGAUGAAGACAUCCGGGACAGUGGUGCUAAGCCCGUCAUGGUCUACAUCCAUGGAGGCUCUUACAUGGAAGGGACAGGCAACAUGAUUGAUGGCAGCGUCCUCGCCAGUUAUGGCAAUGUCAUCGUCAUCACCCUAAACUAUCGAGUUGGGGUACUAGGUUUCCUGAGCACUGGUGAUCAGGCUGCCAAAGGAAACUAUGGGCUCCUUGACCAAAUCCAGGCCCUCCGCUGGGUGAGUGAGAAUAUCGCCUUCUUUGGAGGAGAUCCUCGCCGUAUUACUGUCUUUGGCUCAGGCAUUGGUGCAUCUUGUGUCAGCCUCCUCACCCUGUCACAUCACUCUGAAGGGCUUUUCCAGAGGGCCAUCAUCCAGAGCGGCUCUGCUCUGUCCAGCUGGGCUGUGAACUACCAACCAGUAAAGUACACCAGCCUUCUGGCAGACAAAGUGGGCUGUAACGUGCUGGAUACUGUGGAUAUGGUGGACUGUCUUCGGCAAAAGAGUGCCAAAGAGCUGGUAGAGCAGGACAUCCAGCCAGCCCGCUACCAUGUGGCCUUUGGGCCUGUGAUCGAUGGUGAUGUCAUUCCUGAUGACCCUGAGAUUCUCAUGGAACAGGGCGAGUUCCUCAACUAUGAUAUCAUGCUAGGCGUCAACCAGGGUGAGGGUCUCAAGUUUGUGGAAGGGGUGGUAGACCCUGAGGAUGGUGUCUCUGGCACCGAUUUUGACUAUUCUGUCUCUAACUUUGUGGACAAUCUGUAUGGCUACCCAGAGGGUAAAGACACCCUGAGAGAGACCAUCAAGUUCAUGUACACAGACUGGGCAGACCGUGACAACCCUGAGACGCGUCGUAAAACACUAGUGGCACUCUUUACUGACCACCAGUGGGUAGAGCCCUCAGUGGUGACAGCUGAUCUACAUGCCCGCUAUGGUUCACCUACUUAUUUCUAUGCCUUCUACCAUCACUGCCAAAGCCUCAUGAAGCCUGCUUGGUCAGAUGCAGCUCAUGGGGAUGAAGUACCCUAUGUUUUUGGUGUCCCUAUGGUAGGUCCCACUGACCUUUUCCCCUGCAACUUCUCCAAGAAUGAUGUUAUGCUCAGUGCUGUCGUCAUGACCUAUUGGACCAACUUUGCCAAGACUGGGGAUCCUAACAAGCCAGUUCCCCAGGACACCAAGUUCAUUCAUACGAAGGCCAACCGCUUUGAGGAAGUAGCCUGGUCCAAGUACAAUCCUCGAGACCAGCUCUACCUUCACAUUGGGCUGAAACCAAGGGUCCGCGAUCAUUACCGAGCCACUAAAGUGGCCUUCUGGAAACACCUGGUGCCCCACCUUUACAAUCUGCAUGACAUGUUCCACUACACAUCCACAACCACCAAAGUGCCGCCCCCCGAUACCACCCACAUCUCCCACAUCACCCGCAGGCCCAACGGCAAGACCUGGAGCACCAAGCGGCCAGCCAUCUCCCCUGCCUACAGCAACGAGAAUGCCCAGGGCUCCUGGAAUGGGGACCAGGAUGCAGGGCCUCUCCUGGUGGAGAACCCUCGUGACUACUCCACUGAAUUAAGUGUCACCAUCGCUGUGGGGGCCUCCCUCUUGUUCCUCAACGUUCUGGCCUUUGCUGCCCUCUACUAUCGCAAGGACAAACGGCGCCAGGAGCCCCUGCGUCAGCCUAGCCCCCAGAGGGGAGCUGGAGCUCCUGAAUUGGGAGCUGCUCCCGAGGAGGAGCUGGCAGCAUUACAACUGGGCCCCACUCACCAUGAGUGUGAGGCUGGUCCACCCCAUGACACGCUGCGCCUCACUGCACUGCCCGACUAUACCCUGACCCUGCGCCGCUCCCCUGAUGACAUCCCACUCAUGACCCCCAACACCAUCACGAUGAUUCCCAACUCCUUGGUGCAGACUUUGCACCCCUACAACACCUUUGCGGCAGGGUUCAACAGUACUGGGCUGCCCCACUCACACUCCACCACCCGGGUAUAGCUCCAACCCAGAGCACAGUUCACCUCCCAGCCCCUCCCUCCCAAAUACACACACACAUACACACACACACACACACACACUCACACACACACACACGUGCACACACAGAUACACAUGCACGCACACAGAGACAUAUAUGUAUACGCAGUCACCCAUACCCUGCAGCAGACCCAUCUGCACAAGCAUAGACAGAUGUGGACAUGCACCCGCAUGUACAAAAACACAAAUAGGAAGGUAAACCUGAAUAAACCCCUCAGAUGGGGACACAGAUGAGUCCUUGGCAAGCUGAGGACUCAUGGAAUAGCAGCUGAAGCCAGCUCUCUGAGCCUGAACAGACACUCCUGGGGGCCUGAAAGCAAGACUUGGACACCCCCUUGGUGCUCGCCUUCGGCCUUUCUUGGAACUACACCACCGACCAACUCCAGACUUGGGAGCUUUCAAGAGCAAAGUAGCUCUUCCUCCCUAGACUUAGUCUUUUAUCUGGGUCUUGUUUUUGUUGAUUUUUCUUUGGAACAAACACUUUUCCAACCCAUGAGUGGCAAGAGGCUCUGGAAGAGAGGGAUCUGGGACCAUUUCUCUCUGGUUCUGGAAACUCCAGUGCUCACAUAAUCAGAUCAAGAGAUAGAACCCCCAUGAAAGAAACGGAUUCGCACAAGACCAUGGGGUGACAGGAAGGGGCUAAUGAUGGGUGAGGCUGAAGGGCUGUCAAGAAGAGAUCUCCAACCAUUUCCACAUCCUGUGGAAGCCUGGAGGCCAGCAGUAUUAGCCUGGCUACACCAGGGAGGGGACCCUAGGUUUGGUGUACAAGGUAUUAUGGAGGCCAUGCCAUUAUUGGGUCCCCAGGUAUGUAAUCUGGGUUCUGCCUCUACCCUUAGGGAAAUGCUAUCAGAAAUUCACCCCAUUUUCUUUAUAGUCUCUUUUGUGUCUGUCAUUUCUCUUUCAAAAAGACGGUGUUUUUGUUUUUGUUUUGUCGUUGUUGUUGCCUUUUUUUUUUUUUUUAAAGAAAAGCUCUUAAAACACUAACGGAAACCCAUGGAGUUUGUCCUUUGUAAAAAUUUUAAACAGUGUCUUGAUAUAAAAAUAAAAAAUCCAGUCAGCACUCCCAA